AAUUCAUAUUCUUACACUUGUUAUUGUUUAUUUCAUGUGUCAUUCUUUCAUGAAUUGAUGAGCAUAAAAGCAAAACCAAUGAUCCUUUGCCAAAGUCACCUAGAUUGGUAAUAAUGGUCUCAUUAAGAUUUUGAAGCACGAGUGGCCAGCAAGAUGGCGAAGCUUCAUUCCUGAUGUUGUCUCAGCAGCUAAAACUAGUGAAACAAUCUACGAGAAUUGCAUGGCUAUACUGAAAGUAGGUUUAUCCCUGUUUUCAUUAGAUUUUAUUUCUUAUGUCUAUGACUAAGUUAAAAAAUGUCUGUUCAGCUUUUGAGUGAAGAGGUUUUUGAUUUUUCGAGAGGAGAAAUGACACAGCAGAAGAUAAAAAUGUCAUAUGACUAACUUAAAAAAUGUCUAUUUUUGUUAAUUGAAUUGAAUGAACAGGAUUUUAUCAUCUUAUUUUUGUUAUAACUUGUUCUGUUUCGAUGUUUUGGUAGUGGAAUUUAUGACACUUGAGUUUUUGUAUGAUGUUUUUAUGUUUGAAUUCAUAUUCUUACACUUGUUAUUGUUUAUUUCAUGUGUCAUUCUUUCAUGAAUUGAUGAGCAUAAAAGCAAAAUCAAAGAUCCUUUGCCAAAGUCACCUAGAUUGGUAAUAAUGGUUUCAUUAAGGUAAGUUAAUAUUUUGGAUUAUCACAAAAUCUACUGUUGAUCUCUCUGCUACUUUAUUGAUCAUUUGGAUUAUAAGGUAAGUUAGUUUUCCAUUAAGUUUUCUUAUCCGACUCCAUCUAAGUAAUUGAUUUCGAACUAUUCAUUUUUUCUGGUCAUUUUGGUUUUAAUCAACACUUCUUGAUGCAUUCUAUUCAACCAUCACUAUGUCAUUUGUUAGACAUAAAAUUUGCAAAGUUUUGUUCUGUCAAAGACAGGUUGGUAUGCUUAUUGAGCAAGCUUCAAGGACGCCACUGGCACCGUUCAGGAAAAACCUCUUCAGCCUUUCUUAUCGAUUAUUAAGUCAAUGAUCCUCAUUGGUGGAGUGGAAGUAAAAACUGACAUGAAGAAAAUUGAGGAACAAGGAGAAAACAUCUUGAUCAGCUGGCCUGGUCGAUUACACGACAUGAUGAAUUGGACGGAUGUUUUGGAUUUCAAAAGUUGAGGUUGCUGAAGAGCUUGAUAAAACAGGAUUGAGGAACAAACAAAAACAACAAAUGGGCAAUGGCAUGCAACAUCAAAACAAAGAGUCUUCAAAGACACUUUUGGUUCUUCACAUUGAGGAAUGGUAGAGAUUAAGAUGCUAACUGAUUAUGCAAGUGAAGAGCCUAAUUUGUGCCAAUGGAUGCAAGAGGAUAAAGAACUGUCUACUCAUGGCCAUUAUCUUUACUACGGGAUUUGGAGAUACUGAUAAAGAGCUUUAUUUGGUCAGGGGAUAUCACUCAAAGGAAGCUGGUAGUUGUUAGUUGGAAGAACGUGUGCAAGCCUUUUAAUCAUGGUGGUUGUGGCCACAGGUCUUUAUUUACUCUCAACGAGGCCUCAAAUUUAAAGCUUUGUUGGGACAUGUUACAUUAACAGGAACAUUCGGCUAUAUUACUGAGAAGCAAGGUCUGUAGAGAUAAAUAAUGCAUCAAUCACCACAUUUUUUCAUCCUUAUGGAGUAGUUUCAAGUCGGAGUUCUAGCUUUUUACUAUAAAUUUCUGGAAUGAGAGAUGGUGUGAUAAAUAUUCUUUGGCUCAAACAUUACACAUACCUGUCAAUCUUCAUCAGUUUCUUUCUGCUACUGUUGCAGACUUUAUUCAUAGCACCAUUGACAUAUUCCUUUUGAUCUGGAAGUUAUGUUCCCUAAUCUCAGACACAUUAUUGAUAGGGUUUCAAUCCCAAUGGAGCAUAAGCCUGAUGUAUUCCCCAAACACUUCUUUCUCUCUCAUCGCAUCUCAAUUUUCCUUCUUCUCUCUCAAAUCACAACCAAACACUCAUUUUCCCUCUCUUUUCUCUCCGAUCAAAAUGGCACGUACAAAACAAACCGCUCGCAAAUCCACUGGACUAAAAGCACCAAGGAAACAACUAGCAACAAAAGCCGCACGGAAAUCUGCUCCGGCGACCGGAGGAGUGAAGAAACCUCACAGAUUUCGUCCAGGAACAGUUGCUUUAAGAGAGAUCAGAAAGUAUCAAAAGAGCACUGAGCUUCUCAUUAGGAAACUUCCAUUCCAAAGAUUGGUCAGAGAAAUCGCUCAGGAUUUCAAAACUGAUGUACGAUUCCAAAGUAGUGUUGUUUCUGCUCUUCAAGAAGCUGAUGAAGCUUAUCUUGUUGGUUUGUUUGAAGAUACUAAUCUUUGUGCUAUUCAUGCUAAGAGAGUUACUAUUAUGCCUAAGGAUAUUCAACUUGCUCGUAGGAUUAGAGGCGAGAGGGCUUAGAUUUGAUUUCUUAGGGUUUAUGUUCUCGAUUAGAUUUCUGUUAGGGUUCGGUUCUUGGUUAGAUUUAUGUUAGGGUUUGAAUCUUGACUAAUCAUUAUCUUGUAAGAAAGUUUCGAUCUACUUUUUAAUGUAAUCAGAUUAAAUUUGAAUUGAAUGGGUUUAACAGUCUUUGUUUCA
This is a messenger RNA of Trifolium pratense (red clover), 2559 nucleotides long. Its product is annotated as histone H3.2-like. Bases 1864 to 2382 code for a protein of 172 amino acids. Gene Ontology annotation, cellular component: nucleosome. Gene Ontology annotation, molecular function: protein heterodimerization activity; DNA binding; structural constituent of chromatin. NCBI's taxonomy places the organism in Eukaryota, Viridiplantae, Streptophyta, Magnoliopsida, Fabales, Fabaceae. The transcript has 5 exons. The record is from RefSeq and is a predicted model, not a curated record.